Arctia plantaginis is the source of this 252-nucleotide messenger RNA. The record is from the annotation of a GenBank genome assembly. Lineage: Eukaryota; Metazoa; Arthropoda; Insecta; Lepidoptera; Erebidae.
AUGCGGCUUGGUGGGUUUUCGUUUUAUGCGGAGAAGGUGUUUCCUGAGAAGAAUAAGGUGCGCUGGAGGUGUACGCGGCGAACAUGUCGCGCGUAUGCACACACAUUGCAUGAUCGCAUUUUCGCGAUCAGCAACGUCCACUCUCAUGAACCACCCGCAGCUGUACCAACGACGACUCGCAAUUUCACACACGCCUCCAUCGCCACUCAAGCCAAGGCUCUUCUCGACGAUAUCUGCUUGAUACGCGAUUGA